Cladophialophora carrionii CBS 160.54 is the source of this 2343-nucleotide messenger RNA. RefSeq lists its product as uncharacterized. NCBI's taxonomy places the organism in Eukaryota, Fungi, Ascomycota, Eurotiomycetes, Chaetothyriales, Herpotrichiellaceae. The transcript has a single exon. Gene Ontology annotation, molecular function: protein binding. The record is from RefSeq and is a predicted model, not a curated record. Bases 1 to 2343 code for a protein of 780 amino acids.
AUGGCGGCCGAUCGCUCACCGCAGCCUCCCAAGGCGGCGUGGGAGCGUCGAAAGCACAUCAUCCGGAGAUGGUACUUGACCGAAAAUCGAACUUGUGAAGACAUCCAAAGAACGCUCGAAGCCGAUGGCUUCAAAGUGAGCGAGAGGCAAAUCAAAAACAGGCUUAGCGAGUGGAAAUUCGAGCGCAAGAAGACCCCCUUUCAGCAGUAUGUGGCCAUGUUGGUGGUCGCCGACUACUACAAGUCUCGCGGCGUGGAAAUCGACUUUGAGGUUCCGAAAAGGGAGGAACGGGUGACUUACACCGCCCAGAAGGUCAGGAAAGAAUGCGAGAGAGUCAAGAAAAGAUACGCUACCCGUGGUCAGCCUUUGGCGCUACCUUCUCUCUCACAUGCUCAGGUUCUUCUGGAAGAGAACAAAAUCUCGUGGUGUGAGAAGCAUUUGAUGGUGCGGCCGAAUAUCGUCGGACAGGACCAUCGCUACAACGGGCUUCUGUCGCCGUUGAGCGUACGACCCCAAGAAUCACCUGCCGCAAGUUUCUCCCUCGUGGCGGAGAACGAGCCAGUGCCGGUGCGGGAUAGCAGAUUUCCGGGUAGCCCUAACAUUCUGGACCAAGAAAGUUACUCCCCAGUGUCAAGCCUGCCGUCGUGCUCCAGCUGCUCGAAAUGGCAAAUCCAUCUGGAGUCUAUGUCAUAUGAAAACAGUGCACCAAUGUGUAUCCCGGAAAAGACGGAUACGCCGAUGACCAUACAUACGCCAGAGACCAUGUAUUCGCAUACAAGCACCUUUCCUCUGAGACUCAGGCGAUCGCAUCCAGUUGUGCCCGUCUUCCAGUUCGACCCUUCAACCAUGACUUCAAACUUCAGUCCAGAUUUCACUCACACGGCCUCAGUACAAUGGCCAAGUUUGACGCCUUCACCGCAUGCUCCGGUCCUCCGAACCCUUCCGGCUCUGAGAAACCAAAGCCCUGUAGCGAGUCUAGCCGAUUUCGACGAAGAGGCCCCGGAAUCCUCUACAGCCGUUGUCAAGUGGUCUCGCUCGGAGUUCACCAUCUGUAGACGAUGCUCACCGCCCCAUUCUCAUCGGGACUUCGAUUUCAAUGAAUCAAUCGACUCUCUGGAGAACAAAUUUCCUUUGGUCAGGACCAAUUACCUUGAUAUGCUGGCCUUUUCAGGUAACACAAAGUUUGACGACCACUUGAGUGCCGAACUCCACAAGCUCACUGCCAGCCAGUGGGCCGCGCCUUAUUAUAUGCAAUGCUCUUUCAAGGACGUUAGGAGAGACGCACUGGAGCGCAGCAAAGCACACUCAAUGAAUGCUCUACAGUACGCACUGGAACAUAAUAAUGAGUUCAUUCUUCCGGCACUUAGCUGGGUGAUAUUGGUAUUGGGACAAACUGAAAGAAAGCAGCUGCUGGCCCAUUUUCUCAGGGAUAGCUGCGCCCUCAUUGAUAAACAGCCCCGGGUGCGACGGAGCUUCACUUACGCCACACCCUUCCGCUAUGCCUGGGCCUGGGCGAGAGACGACGAGGAAGACAUGAACCGCAUCGGCGACGAUCUGGAGCGCUCCCACAUGCAGAUCGGGCAGAUCUGGGGCAUUGAGCACCCGAACUACUUUGUCAGCGGGUAUCUCUUCGCGUGGCAUCUGAUUCGCAAGGGCGAGUACGACAAAGCGAUUCAGAUGCUAACCGACAGUCUACCGGUCUGCGAAAGAAGGAUGGGUCGACACGAUCUGCUAACUGUCAGUUGCCUGGCCGUUGUUUCCCGAGCGCAUUCCGAGAUCGGGAACCUCCCCUUGGCAGUCGAGUAUUGCCAGAGGGCGAUGGCGGCGACGGAGUUGCUUGUCGCCGACCAAAAUCGCAGCAAAGUCCAUCGUCCUGUGUUGCAAAGUUUCAGCUUGGAACUGCUGGAGCGGCGUGCUUCCCUUACGCUCCACCUGCGUGACCACCUCAGUGCAGAGAAACAGAUGUGGCGAGUCUUCCACCUCCGUGGUCAUCUCGACGGGCUACACAGUGGUGGCACUUGGAGCGCAGCGCAAAAGUUGGGCCCAAUGCUCGAGCAAAGAGGAUACUCGGCUGCGUGGGAGGAACUCAUGGCUUUUAUCCGAGGCGGAUAUCGAUGGGAACAACUCAAUGCCUGGUAUAAAGAGGAUGCAAGGACGCGGCAGCCUCCCCCACCACCGCCCACAGCUCCACCUUGCUGGUGGCCAUUCCGCAGGAAAGACGGGCAAAUGGGGUGUCCCGCAUGCCCCGAGGCGGAGCAAUUCUACAACUUCUCGACUCGCCGUAUCCUCUCGCCUCAUCAUCUGGAUCCAUGUUUUGGUAUGGUGUUGGAUACAGAGUGUUGA